Messenger RNA from Benincasa hispida (wax gourd), 471 nucleotides. The record is from RefSeq and is a predicted model, not a curated record. NCBI's taxonomy places the organism in Eukaryota, Viridiplantae, Streptophyta, Magnoliopsida, Cucurbitales, Cucurbitaceae.
AUGCCAACAUAUGUCAAAUUUUUUAAGGACAUUUUGACGAAGAAAAGAAGAGUCAGUGAGACAGAAGUAAUCACGCUAACGCAUGAGUGCAACACGUUAGUAAGCAACAGUCUUCCAAAGAAGCAGAAGGACCCUGGGAGCUUCACGGUUCCUUGCCCGAUAGGAGGAUAUGAUGUGGGUCAUGUGUUGUGCGAUUUGGGAGCCAACAUCAAUCUCAUGCCACUUUCAAUUUUUAAGAAAUUGGGGAUUGGCGAAGCACAACCUACUUCUGUUACUCUUCAGCUCGCUGACAGAACAAUUAUGUACCCAAAAAGAAAGAUUGAAGACGUUCUUGUGAAGGUUGACAACUUCAUAUUCCCAACAGACUUUAUUAUCUUGGACUAUGAAGCAGAUAGGGAGAUACCAAUUAUUCUUGGACGCCCCUUCCUAGCUACUGGAAAGUUUCAAUUGAUGUGCAUAAAGGCAAAUUGA